Messenger RNA from Pneumocystis murina B123, 1522 nucleotides. RefSeq lists its product as hypothetical. The record is from RefSeq and is a predicted model, not a curated record. Bases 32 to 1522 code for a protein of 496 amino acids. Gene Ontology annotation, cellular component: plasma membrane. Gene Ontology annotation, biological process: carboxylic acid transport; transmembrane transport. Gene Ontology annotation, molecular function: carboxylic acid transmembrane transporter activity. The transcript is spliced from 6 exons. NCBI's taxonomy places the organism in Eukaryota, Fungi, Ascomycota, Pneumocystomycetes, Pneumocystales, Pneumocystaceae.
AAAUCUAUAUUUUCAUAUUGUUAUAUGAAAUAUGAAAAAGCUCGCCCAACAAAAGAGUCUUCUUCAGGCGAUAGUAGGAGGGGUAGGGUUAUUUUCAGAUGGGUAUUUGAAUGGGGUAUCAGGUGUUUUAACGACUAUUAUGGGGAAUAUUUAUCCUGUUGAAUACACAAUACAAAAAAAAUCGUUACUAAAUUCCAUGAUAUUUGUAGGAAAUGUUCUUGGAAUGCUUGUAUUUGGAUACAUGUGUGAUAAAUCAGGAAGAAAAAUAUCAUUAAUUUUAGCGAGUUCUUUUUUAGUUGUUUUUUCUAUUUUAUCAUCAGCAGCAUAUUUUAAAGGAACUAAUGAUGGGAUAAUUGGAUCAUUAAUAGUAUAUCGUUUUUUUCUAGGUAUUGGAAUUGGUGGAGAAUAUCCGGCAGGAUCUACUACAAUUAGUGAGAGUGCACAAGAAAUGUCUAUAAAACGAAAACAUUCUAUAUUUAUUUUUUUAACAGAUUUUAUGAUUUGUAUGGGAUUUAUGAUCGCAGCAUUUGUAGCGUAUAUUUUAACGCUUAUAUUUACCGAAAAACGUCAAGAAGUUAUAUGGAGAAUAUUAUUAGCCUUGGGAGCAAUUUGUCCUUUUUUCCUAUUAAUUGCACGUCUUAAAAUGGGAGAGCCAGAUGCAUAUAAAAAUUAUGCGAUGAAAAAGGUGAAUAUUCCAUAUAAGCUUGUUAUUAGGAAAUAUUACAAAAGACUCAUUUUUAUUUCACUUGUUUGGUUUAUUUAUAAUUUUACAGCAUAUUCAUUUGGGAUUUAUUUUUCUCCACUUCUUCAGUCUAUUAAUAGACAGAUGAGUUUGGCACAAAUAUUUGGAUGGACAACAUUUAUUUAUCUCUUCUAUAUAAUUGGAUCAUUCAUUGGUGCAUUUAUGACUGAUUAUUUUGAACCUAAAAAUGUUCUCGCUUUUGGUGUUUUCUUACAGGGUAUUUUUGGCUUUUUAAUGGCUGGAUUGUAUUUGAAAUUGAAGGAUAGUGUAAUUGCAUUUAUUAUUCUUUAUGCUCUUUUCAUGGCAUUUGGCGAAAUUGGGCCAGGAGAUAAUAUUGGUAAUAUUUCUGCUAAAGCAUCGCCAACUCCUAUUCGUGGCCAAUUUUAUGGCAUUUGUGCUGCUUCUGGGAAAAUAGGCGCAUUUGUUGGUAGUUAUGCAUUUAAUUAUAUUAUUGAAAGAUUUGGAGGAUCUGAAUCAGAAAACGGAAAUAAAGGUCCUUUUUUUAUUGGUAGCGCUCUUGCCAUUAUUUCUGGUAUUAUCUCUUUUUUUUUCAUUCCAAAAUUAUCACAUGAUUGCGUCCGUGAAGAAAAUGAGCAUUUCAAAAUAUGGCUUCAAGAACAAGGUUAUGAUACAAGUAAAAUGGGUUUAUAUUUUCCUCAUUCAAAUGGUGAUUUGAAGGAGAUUGAAAAUUCAGAAGCAGAUAUUGAAAAAAUUGAUACUGAAAAAGUAGAUUAUUUUGAAAGCGCACAAGAUUCUAAAGAUUAUGAAAAAAAGGAAUAG